UGGCUAGUGCUUCCAGUGUGUACUACCGUUCAUAUGCAAACACGUUGUUAUGCUAUGCGGUAGCUUUUUUCCCCUCCAAGUUAAUCAUUUCUUGCUAAUCAUAUCACUUUAAUGUUAACGCGUACUAUUCUACGCAUAACCCAUAUGUGUUAUUAGUUCUUCUUUUGUGCAAUCGACCGGAACAGGACGCAACAGGAAGUGAAAUUUUCCCACCGAAGGACCUACACCUGCAAACCGAAAGUGCAACCAAAGCAACCCUAGAACGUCGUGAGAGUUCGCUCUCGGUUGUUUAUAAAACAGUAAAAACAUCUGUUUCGCGAAGGAAUCGCGCACCACCCAGCAGCAGAAGGGAGGCUUUCGGGAGCGGGUGUACCGGACCAUCGAGGGACAGCGCGAGACAAGGGGCAGAAACGCAACACGACGUAUAAAGCACGACGCAGCCACGAUGAGCCGGCUAUUCAGUAGUAGUAGUGGUUCGGUGCUCGGUACAGCCGGAAGCAAAAUGUCGACGUUCCGCAAAGUGACCCACUGUAUCUUCGACAUGGAUGGGCUGUUGCUCGAUACGGAGAACAUCUAUGAAAAGAUAUUGCGGGAUCUGUUGAAAUCGUACAACUCGCCGUACCCGUGGCCGACGCGCAUGAAGGUGAUGGGCACGACGGAACAGCGUACCUGCUCCAUACUGGUGAACGAUCUGAAGUUGCCCUGCACAGUGGAUGAGUUUCUGGCGCGAUUCCGUCGCGACCAGUUGCUACAUCUUGGCGGGGCGCCGCUGAUGCAAGGCGCGGAACGGUUGGUGCGUCAUCUGCACAAACACAACAUACCUAUCGCCCUUGCCACCAGUUCCGGUGCCGAUUCGGUCGAAGUUAAGACAAAGAACCAUCACGAGCUGUUCGAACUGUUCGGCCACAAGGUGAUGGGUUCGUCCGAUCCGGAGGUGAAAGAAGGUAAACCGGCACCGGACAUCUUUCUGGUUGCAGCGGCCCGCUUCCAAGACCGUCCCAAACCCGACCAGUGCCUGGUAUUCGAAGAUGCACCGAACGGUGUGACGGCGGCCAUUUCCGCUGGUAUGCAGGCGGUAAUGGUUCCUGAUCCACACAUCCAGGAAGAUCAGCGAAAGCACGCCACCGUAGUACUGAAAUCGCUAGAAGAUUUCCGUCCAGAACAGUUUGGACUGCCAGCUUUCACGUGAACGUUAGCCGUGGCAUCAUUAUAUGACUGGAUGGCUUACCAGCCUGGUACCAGCCACAUUUUCACUGUUAGAGGGAGCAGUAUUUUCGGACCGCACCAACGUGAAAUUUGACACGCAAACGAAUGAUUCAGUUGCGUAGUACUACGCGCACAAUCGUUAUCGCGAGCAGAAGAGAGAGAGAGAUAGAGGGAGCCCGCGAGCCCGAUUAUUUGUACUUUAUGUUUAUAUAUCUCGGACAGCUUUUUAGUGCGAUAGACUAUGUCGUUAGAAGGAAAAUGUUUGAUUAACGGAAAUCAAUGCAGAAAAAAAUACAUUGUUGUGAUCUGUAGACAAA
Molecule: messenger RNA, 1523 nt
Organism: Anopheles funestus (African malaria mosquito)
Lineage: Eukaryota; Metazoa; Arthropoda; Insecta; Diptera; Culicidae
Product: probable pseudouridine-5'-phosphatase
Exons: 5
Coding region: 446-1189 (247 amino acids)
Molecular function (GO): phosphatase activity
Source: RefSeq, a predicted model, not a curated record